AAUGCGCCUCUCUGCUAUCCACAGAAUGGACGCGCUGCGCUUUGGACUCACGCUUGUUCGACAACCGCUGAAAAGAUCAUGCAGCAAAACCGUAGUUGUCUGGGUCUACGAAUGGUGUGUGACCCUUUGCUUAAAGAAAAAAGUUUUGGGAUUGCUGAGGGCGGACGGGUGGUGGACUUUAAAGAAAUGGCCAGGGCAGCUGGGCAGUCCUUCCCAGACUUCACCCCUCCAGAGGGGGAGACUCAGCAGCAGGUGAAGGAGCGGGUCCAAAAGUUCAUGGAGAAAAUGGUAUACCAGAUUGGCACCGAACACUGGCCUAAUGGAGGGCAGAAUGCCGCCUCCGCAGCUGCCUCGCCAGAGUCGCCUUCUGCUGCGGGGGAAGCUGAUGAUGGAGUCAGGAGCAUACCUAUCCAUGCUUUAGUUGUCACCCAUGGAGCUGACAUGCGUGUGGCGGUCCGUUACUUUGUCGAGGAGAUGUUCUGCAGCUUACCUCCAAGUUGUAACGAGCAGCUUAUGUUCUCUUUGAGCCCUAACACUGGGAUCUGCAGGUUCACACUCAGCAUUGCAAAGGAGGGCAGCAGGUUUAUAGUUUUGGGAAUGCAGUGUUUUUUUAUUCACAGGACUGACCAUAUUAAGCAGUAGGAGAAAGAAAACAGGGGGAAACAAAAUUACAACUCAAUCAUCCAAUUCUAAUAUCAGUCAAAAAUAGCCAAAGGGAAAUAUAAAGAGCAUUGAUUAAUUCAUCCAAACAAACCUGGUUUUAUGUGGGAAUAAAAAACAAUGACUGUG
Messenger RNA from Cyprinodon tularosa, 789 nucleotides. It is a transcript of the gene tigara, whose product is annotated as TP53 induced glycolysis regulatory phosphatase a. Gene Ontology annotation, cellular component: cytosol. Gene Ontology annotation, biological process: regulation of pentose-phosphate shunt; fructose 1,6-bisphosphate metabolic process; negative regulation of programmed cell death. The record is from RefSeq and is a predicted model, not a curated record. Gene Ontology annotation, molecular function: fructose-2,6-bisphosphate 2-phosphatase activity. The annotation marks the transcript as partial. NCBI's taxonomy places the organism in Eukaryota, Metazoa, Chordata, Actinopteri, Cyprinodontiformes, Cyprinodontidae. The transcript has 4 exons.